AUGCAGCAGCAAAUCCUGGCAACUUGCAUGGCAGAUUUCGUACUGCUGAAAGUACUCGGCAAAGGAACGUUUGGAAAGGUUAUUCUGGCGAAAGAAAGGAAAUCUGACAAGCUUUUCGCGAUUAAGAUUUUGCGGAAAGACGUGAUCAUAGCUAAGGACGAAGUUGCCCACACGUUAACCGAAAACCGUGUUCUUCAAAAAACCAACCAUCCGUUUCUAACGUCGCUCAAGUACUCGUUUCAAACUGCUGAUCGUCUUUGCUUCGUUAUGGAGUUUGCCAGUGGCGGCGAGUUGUUUUUUCACUUGCAGAGGGAGCGGCUAUUUUCUGAAGAACGAACUCGUUUUUACGGUGCCGAAAUAGUUUCAGCCCUAGCCUACCUGCAUGAAAAUAAUAUCGUUUAUCGUGAUAUUAAGCUUGAAAAUCUUUUGUUGGACAAAGAUGGUCACAUAAAAAUAGCUGAUUUCGGCCUUUGCAAAGAAGAUAUUCCAUUCGGUGAAAAGACCAAAACUUUCUGUGGUACGCCUGAAUAUCUGGCCCCUGAAGUACGUAGCAUGAUGUGUGGCCGUUUGCCAUUCUACAGCAAGGAUCACGAGAAGCUGUUUGAACUUAUUCUCACCUGUGCCGUGCGUUUUCCUAACAAAUUAUCCGGCGAAGCUAAGUCUUUGCUGAGUGGGCUGCUGAUUAAAGAUCCAAGCAGCAGAUUGGGUGGAGGGCCAGAUGAUGCGAGAGAAAUCAUGGCUCAUCCUUUCUUUGCCAGCAUCGACUGGCACCAGUUAUAUGAGAAAAACAUCGAGCCUCCAUUCAAACCAGAAGUGACGUCAGAAACCGACACCAGUUAUUUCGAUCAAGUAUGGCAUCAAGGAGGACACUCCAUUAUGUUUGAAUCCAACCAAUCGAGAAUUCAUUGA
Soboliphyme baturini is the source of this 909-nucleotide messenger RNA. Lineage: Eukaryota; Metazoa; Nematoda; Enoplea; Dioctophymatida; Soboliphymatidae. The record is from the annotation of a GenBank genome assembly.